AUGGCCACCGAGCAGCUGGCUGCCUGGGCCCAGGCCCUGCGCUUCCACGACCUGCCGCCCCAGGUCGUUGAGGCUGCUGUGCGAAGCUUUUACAAUUGGGCUGGGUGCGCCAUUGGCGGCGCCCAGCACGCCGCAGCAGUCAUUGCUCGCAACUCGCUCUCGCCCUUCGCUGGCGCCCCGACCUCAUCCGUCCUUGGCUGCCAAGAGCCGACCGAUGCCCAGUCAGCCGCCCUCUUCAACGGCAUCAGCAGCCACGUGCAUGAUUACGAUGAUACUCACCUCGAUACCAUCAUACACCCGUCCGGUCCUGUAGCGUCAGCUCUGCUGGCCGCCGCCGAGUGGAAGGCGCCUGUAGACGGCCGCGACUUCAUUCUGGCCCUUGUCGCCGGUAUCGAAGCUGAGUGUAAAGCCGGGCUCGCCGUGUGGCCGGACCACUACAAUAUCGGCUGGCACAUCACGAGUACGGCGGGUUCGAUCGGCGCCGCCGUGGCCGUCGGGAAGCUGCUGGGCCUCAGCGUAGAGCAGAUGCAGUGGGCGAUAGGCAUUGCUGCCACCCAGGUCACCGGCUUGAGGGAGCAGUUUGGCAGCAUGACCAAAUCCUUCCACCCCGGCCGCGCUGCCCAGAACGGACUCGUCGCGGCCGUGCUUGCGUCGAAUGGAUACGACAGCUCGCUGCAGUCGUUGGAGGCUAAGCGCGGCUGGGCUAACGUAGUGAGCGCCACCAACGAUGUCGAUGCACUGAUGCAGGGCUUGGGAAGGACAUGGGAGAUCGAAAAGAACUCGUUCAAGCCGUUUCCCUGUGGCAUCGUUAUCCAUCCCAUCAUUGACGGCUGCAUCCAAGUUAGGCAAAUGUUUGCCACCGGUCAGCACGAGAAAGACGCUGCGGCGGAUGUCUCCGCCAUUCAGAAGGUCGAAGUCUCGGUCCAUGCCCUCGUUUUAGAGCUGACUGGCAAGCACUCGCCGAAAACUGGUCUAGAAGGCAAAUUCAGCGUCUUUCACGGCGCUGCUGUAGGGCUCCUCUACGGAAAAGCAACCCCGGCUCAGUACGAGGAUGCUGUCGUGCAGGACCCAGUUGUAGUACAGCUGCGGAAAAAGGUCCACGCUACGAUUGACGAUGCUCUCCGUCCUGAUGAAGCUCAUGUGAAGGUUGUAUUCAACGACGGCUCGGUGCAGGAGAAGCAUAUUGGACACGCCGUCGGAAGUCUACAGCUGCCAAUGACGGAUAUACAGCUUGAGGAAAAGUUCCUCGACCAAUGUAAUCCAGUCCUUGGAGAUAAAAAGGCCAAGGAAGCUUCACAGGCCUUAUGGGGUCUACGUGAGGUAGGGAACAUUGCAGAUCUUACAUCCUUGCUGAGGUAG
Messenger RNA from Lasiodiplodia theobromae, 1359 nucleotides. RefSeq lists its product as uncharacterized. The record is from RefSeq and is a predicted model, not a curated record. NCBI's taxonomy places the organism in Eukaryota, Fungi, Ascomycota, Dothideomycetes, Botryosphaeriales, Botryosphaeriaceae. Gene Ontology annotation, molecular function: lyase activity. The transcript is spliced from 2 exons. The coding region runs from base 1 to 1359 and encodes 452 amino acids.